Malassezia pachydermatis is the source of this 2238-nucleotide messenger RNA. Its product is annotated as putative acid sphingomyelinase. The transcript has a single exon. Lineage: Eukaryota; Fungi; Basidiomycota; Malasseziomycetes; Malasseziales; Malasseziaceae. The coding region runs from base 1 to 2238 and encodes 745 amino acids. Gene Ontology annotation, molecular function: hydrolase activity. The record is from RefSeq and is a predicted model, not a curated record.
AUGACCCGCGCUCUCUCGCUGCUGUUAGCCGGCGUCGCUGCGCUGUGUGUCAGCACACACGGCGCAGCCGCCGCAUCGUCCAAAGAGUUCUACACACUGCCUGUGAACAACACGGGCGCUACGCCUGUGUACACCGCCGCCAAGGCCUUCCCUACAUCGGACUUUGCCAGCAUGUACUUUAUGCCGACAGGGCAGGAAGCCGAGCCGCGUCCUGUCAUCACAGAUGUACACGGAAAGUCUUUCCCUGAUGCGCUCAACGACCCGGCGCACAUGACGACGACAGCGCCAUCAGCCACUGGCGUCUUGCCUCUCCCGUCGCCGAGCGCGCACGCGUCGAACCAGCUCCCGGACCAGAUUCACGAGCAGGUCGCGCAGACGCUCCGCAACUCGAGUAUGUCCAAGUGCGACCGCUGCAAGCAGUCGCUGCGCCUCGGCCAGCAACUCGCGCAGGCGAUGCCCGACGCUGUGCCGUCGCAACUUAUCUCCCUGUGCAAGGAGUUCCAGUACGAGCGCUAUGGCCAUAGCCCCGACACGAACCGUACGUGUGAGCUGUCGUACACGCGCGGCGGUGAGGGCGGUGCGUUCACGCAGCUGCUGUCGUACGCUGACUUGUCUGACGACAGCACAGACGCCGACUAUAUCUGCUCGCAGCUGUUCUACGGCUUCUGCCCCGUGCCGGCGCCACGCACGCUGUCGGACGAUUUCCUCGAUACGUGGUUCCAGGGCCAGCGUGAGGCGUCGCAGGACGUCGCGACGCGCUCCAAGAAGGUCGGCACACCGUCGAACGAUACGCUCAAAGUCCUGUGGACGUCCGAUAUUCAUCUGGACGGCCGCUACGCGGUCGGCGCUGAGGCUGAAUGCACGUACGGCUACUGCUGCCACAGUAAUUCGUUCAACAGCUCGGUGUUUGCGCAUCACGGGUACCUCACGAACGGCACGACUGUGCCGCCUGCGAACAUCUCGACUGCCGCGCCGUACUGGGGCUACGAAGGCUGCGAUGCUCCCUGGUCGCUGGUUGCCUCGGCGUUUGAAACAAUGAAGCAGCUCGGCGGUGAGCAAGGCUACGAUCUCGCGCUGUACACGGGCGAUCUGGUGAACCAUGGCGAGACGUGGGACGAAUCCGAAGACUUGGUCAAGUACGCGGAGUCGGCGCUGUACGACAUGAUGCGCCGCUACCUCGGCAACACCACAGUGAUCACUGCGAUCGGCAAUCACGACUCGUACCCAACCGAGCUCGCUGCACCGCACUCAUUGCCGGACAACCGCUCAGCGCAAUUCAGCUGGGACUGGGACUACGUCUCGGCGCUGUGGGCCAAGGAAGGCUGGCUCUCGGACCAGGAGGCUAACAUGGUCCGUACGCACUAUGGCGGCUACUCGAUCCGCCCUCGUCAGGGCCUGCGCCUGAUCUCGUUCAACGCAGACUUUUGGUACACAGGCAACAUGUUCAACUUUAUCAACACGUCCCACCCGGACGUCAGCGGCGUCCUUCGUUUCGUGACAGACGAGCUGCAGGCCGCUGAAGAGGCGAACGAACGUGCGUGGGUCAUGGCGCACGUCCUCCCUGGCUGGGACGGCUACAGCACGAUGGACUUGCCUACGAACCUGUUCUACCAGAUCGUCACGCGGUACCAGCACACGAUCGCGCACAUGUUCUUCGGACAUUCGCACGAAGAUACGUUCAGUGUGUAUUUCCACUCGACGAAUGGCAAUGUCACCAGCGUAGCGCGCAACACGAGCAACGCUGUUGGCAUUUCGUCGUUCUCGCCGUCCGUCACGCCCCUGACCAACAUGAACCCAGGCAUCCGCGUCGUCGAAAUCGACCCGGAGACGUACGAGAUGAUGGACUACCACCAGUACUACACGCCCUUGCAGGACGUGCAGAACGCGACCGAGACGGACCACGGCCUCGUGUGGUACAAGCUGUAUAGCGCUCGCGCGACGUACAGCAACUUUAGCGCGGCGCAGGCCGCCGGCACGUAUGCGGCCCCUGUCGCCUUGGACGACGGCCAUUGGCCCGCCUCCGCGCCCCUCAACGCGUCGUUCUGGGCGUCGGUCGCGGAUGAAGUGGAGGUCCGCCCGGCGCUCGCGACACUGUUUAACCACUUCCAGGGCCGAAACAGUCCAAUGUCGCCGCCCUGCGAGGGACAGGCAUGCGCUACGGCGAAAGCCUGCUUCAUGCGCGCAGGCUCGUACGCGCUAGGCAAGGCGUGUGGCAGUAAGUACUCCACCGUGCAGUAA